Molecule: messenger RNA, 1659 nt
Organism: Epinephelus lanceolatus (giant grouper)
Lineage: Eukaryota; Metazoa; Chordata; Actinopteri; Perciformes; Serranidae
Gene: c1h1orf159
Product: chromosome 1 C1orf159 homolog
Source: RefSeq, a predicted model, not a curated record
GUAGCUAUGAGCUACGCACUGAGUGUCAGUCCGUGUCUGAAGGUGUGUUAAAGACAUAUCUGCUGUAACUGUCGGUGUGUUUCUUAUCGGACCUGUGCGGCGGACCUGACCUGACGCUGAUUAAACCACACCGAGGAGUCUGGUCAGGCCGAAGCCGAGCGUUUGGCUGGGUUCGACUAUGGCUCUGUCAUUCCUUCUGGUCUUGGCUGCAACUGUGAUUCUUAUCCGACCAGAGACACCUGUAACUAAGGCUUUACAUCAGAACUCACUUGAGUGCUGUGGAGAGAAACAGAGAGUGAAUAUUUCAUGUUCAAAUGACACCCACUGUGAGCCAGGAUGCUUCCUACGUGUCCUUGAGAACAGCAACACUGUUUGCAUAUUCUGUGACUCAGCAGCUGUGGAUCUGGAGAACAUAACAAUCUGCACCUACAACUACACAGUGGAGAGGAAAAAUCACACAACCGUAACUACUGUCAUUCCUAAAAUUGGAGGGCCAGGUGUGGCAGCCUCUCUUCUUUUGGGAACACUGUUGAUCAGCCUGUUCCUGAUCCUCUCUGUCGCCUCCUUUUUCUACCUCAAACGCUCCAACCGACUCCCGAGCAUCUUCUACCGCCGCAACAAGGCCUUCAUAUUCCAACCAAGUGAGACAGCUGUCAUGAUUCCCUCCUCGACAGUGAGGAAGCCAAGAUAUGUCAGGAGGGAGCGGCCCUCUGCAACAUCAACACUGAACAGUGCUACCGUGCCCACCACAACUGCCACCCAAGACUAUAAUGUGUAGGAGGAGGAGGAGGCGGUAGAGGAGGGGGGGUGGGAGUGGGAGGUGGUGCAGGUAGGAGAGAGAACGCUCAGGAAAGAUUUUUAUUAUCAUGUGAAGGUUCAGCAGCAGUGUGAAGAAAGACCAGUUGACUCGUACGUAGGCGGCCAUAUUUAACUGUAGCUGCUUCUGCUGCUCUCUUGUCAUUAGGGCAGUGACUUUUUCUCUGUUUAAUGUCAAAAAAGUAUCCAGUAACUGACCCAUCAAAGUCUCUGAUAUUACAUUUGAGUUUACCACACGACAACGUAGUCAGCACAGGGAAAAUAGUUUCAGUAUUUCUCUGUAAAUUUGAAUCACAGGUUGGUUUUGUAUUUUACUCCCUCUCACGCAGCACUUCAGGUUCUGUCCUUUUGUUCUUUUAAGUCGAAACACUGUUAGUGAACUGUUUUUAACUGCUGUUUGAUGGUGUGUGUGUUUAGUUGAGAUGACUGGAAGUGAUGGGUUUCAUGAAUGUGUGAACGUGUCGGGUAAAAAAAGGAAUAGUUUGACAAUAAGGGGAAAUUAACAAUUACUAUAAUAAUAUACAUAAUAAUAACUAUAAAUAUACAUGUUUUAUUUCUUUUAAUCUGUAUAAAAAUUGAAGUGGAAAAAACACAAUUCCUCAUUGUAUGGACUGCACUGUUCCAGAAAACUACCAUUUUUCCACUUUGGGUUGUUUUUGGCUUAAAGGGACAGUUCAACCAAAAAAUCAAAAAUACAUAUUUUCCCUCUCACCUGUACUAUUUAUCAAUCUAGAUUGUUUUGGUGUGAGCUGUGGAGUGCUGGAGUAUCAGCGGUAGAGAUGUCUGCCUUCAAUAUAAUGGAACUAGAUGACACUCAGCUUGUGGUGCUCAAAGCGCCAAAAA